UUGCGACAUGCAUUCGCCAUUUUGCUGCCUCGGUGUGUGUAUGUGUGAUAGUGUUUGUUAGUGUGUGUUCCUCUAAAGCCGAAUACCUUCAUAGCUUCCCAACAACUCCUCAUCUCCUCCUCAGCUUAAGAGAAAGGAAGAAAUCUCCGCGUUUACUGACAGUAGUGGAGCUGCUGCGGCAUAAAAUGAAAAAAAAAGCUGGACCCUGGAACCAUUGAGAGAUAGUUUUGGUGUUUUGUGUGUUUUUUUGCUUUGGGUUAACGUUGAGGAGCAGUUCCAGCAGAAAUGUAAGAUUGACCAACAGGACCUAAGUUCUCCACCAUCAGCUGCUCAAGAUGAAAGCACGGCGUAAAGGGGAGGAACAUUAUUCUCCUCGCUGGAAUGUGCUUUCUUUUUUGGAUUUUCAGAUUUGACAUAUCCAUAAAUCUACCAAUAAUGAUACCUGGAUUAAUCUCCCAGGAGAUACAUGAGCAGCUUCUGGACUCAAAGAAUUACCAGAAUCGCACAAAUGGGGUGGAGAAGCUUAAAAGCGUCCUCUCAGAUGUGGACAUUAAAUCGAUCCCACCUGGGAGCAUUGAGGAGUUUAUCAAUUUUCUGCCUCGACUUCUAGAUGACAGUAAUUUUAAGGUGCUAUAUGGCGCCUUACAGCUUUUAAACCUGCUGAUACAGAAGCUGGAUACGGGUGUGGAAAAAUUUUUCAAGCAUAUCGUUUUUGUCGGACUGAAGGCGCUCGGUGACACUCGUGCUGUCACCAGGAAUGAAUACCUUAAUGUGUUUCAGCAGCUGAUGAAAACUACUCCACCUCAACAAGUAUUGGACCUUGUUAUCGGCAACUUGAAACACAAGAACUCCAGGGUUCGGGAAGAUGUCCUGAACAUCAUCACGGCAGCUAUGCUAACUCAUCCCAGAACAGAUUUCAAUAUUCCUAAGCUUUGCUUCGAGGUCGCUCCAUAUUUAGCAGACAGUAAAAAGAAGGUCCGCCAUGCUGCCCUGGAGUUGUUUGCAGUUUUUGACCAUUGCCUUGACACAGGAAAGAAGCAGCCAUUGAUGAAAGCCUUGGACAUGGUUGAGCUUAAUGAAGAUGCAGAAGGGCUGAUGGCAGCUGUGCAGGCGAGAAGAGGGAGGCACGUCCUCCCAAAGCUAACCGCUGAAGGGAUCGUAGAGUAUGGUCUUCUGGUGCCUAAACCUGGACAGUGGUCUACAGGUCAAUAUGCGUCUGGGGCAGAUCUGGACUGGGUGAUAAACGGAGGGCGGACAAGCAGUGCCAGGAGCUACAGGACAGAGCAGGACAGGGAUCGGUUAUGCGGCUACGGCAGCUUAGGCUCCCUCACUGACGACCCACCAUUUCAGAGGAGGAUUGUCAGCGCAGGUAAAGGGAAGAACAAGCUGCCCUGGGAGACCUCCAGCUUCUCAUCGACCGAUAACGAGCCACAGCAUUGCACUACACCUAAUGGAAAGGGCUCUGAGCAGGUUGCAAAAGAGGACUCCAGCUCACUUUCCAAGAAGGAAGAAACCUACAUACCAAGUUUCAGUUCUGCUGAGCCACCGACGCUCCUGUCUCCCAGAAGGAAGGAAACCAAAGCAGGUCUCAGGAGAAGUGGAAGCCUCAACUUUGAGACAAAUAUCUUAAAAAUAACAAACUUCUCCGACCAAGAUGUUGUGGCUCCCAAAGGACGAGUUCUGACGAGAAAUCCAAGCGUAGAGCGGACUUUCUCUCUCCCCUUGAACGCUUAUGCGCCUGGCUCCUUUCUCCUGCCUUCCUACCCUCUGGCUGCACGUACAGGGGGCAUGCUUACUCCAACACUUCCCCGCCGUCAUGCAGAGUCUUCCCCAUCCAUGUCUAACACCUGGCCCAACAAACGAGAGAACAGCCCUCAACAACAAGGAACAAGCCCACGGAGAGAGAGAGUCAACACAUCAAAGGAUCUCUUCGGUGUGCAGUCUCCCAGACCUCUUUGUGCUUCCCUCGUGAGUUCCUCUUCCACCUCGUCGUUCAGGCGAGCUCUGAGCAGCACCAGGGCAACCUUCUCCAUCUCCCCAGUGCAAGCUCAUUCUUUUGACGGCCAAAGAUCAAACACUCCAUCCAGCCAGCAGGCGGACUAUGACUCUAAUAUGGACUCUGAUAGCAUUACUGCCUGGAGAGACUGUCAGAAAGAUGAGAAUCUGGACAUGCAGGAGAUGCUGAACUCCCUGCGCUCCCUGCGAAACAGCGCUGCCAAGAAGAGGGCCAAAGUGAGCCUCAGCAGCCCUGAUCCUGAUAGCCCCGACUCCGCUGUGCGGGUAGAGCUGGGUUUGGACUCACCGUUUCAAAGCUCUCCGGUGCUCACCAGCUCAGCCAGUGAAAGUGGACUCUCAAGUCUGAGCUCAGCUGCCAACUCCAGCUUUAACGGAAUCAAAACAAGUCCCAUGGGCUCGGCCUCCUCUGUGAUGAAACCUCGCAUUGCAAGAGUUCAUUCUGCAAAGCUACGGCCCUCUGCUUCCAUGGAUUUCACUAGCCUCCAAGUAAUUUCCCGGAAAAAUGACCUGUCAUCUGAGGUGGGAGUUGCUGGGCAGAGAGUUCAUUUUUGCAAUGGAGUAAUGAAAAGUGAGGAAGAGAAAAUGGCACCUUCUCCUCCGCUGAUCAAACCGGCUGUCCGCGAACCGGUCCGAGCUUUGAAGCCUGCCAAAGGGUUUCACAAUAUCAGCAGCUGUAGAAAUUCCCUGGAUGCAGACUUACCUGAAGCAGUCAUAGGAAGAGGCAUGUGUGGCUCUUCACUGUCCUCCAGUCGUCCAGGAGUUACUCUGUCACUUGAGCAGGGUGAUUUGGCUGCCAAACCUCUCACUGAUCCCUCUUUAGGCAUCUACAGCAGUCAAAUAGAUGGUGAUGACAGCUCACUUCCUGAUGAGGCCAAAAAGGUUAGACAUAUCAGGAGGGGUCGGGAUAAUAUUCGACUGAAGAAUCUGGAUCUGUCGGACGAGCUAUCAGAUAGAGGAGAUGAAUCAAGAGACAUGCUUCGUCAUCGUGUCAGACAGAUGUUGUCUGGUUCGCCUGUAGAGGAAAAAAAAGAACCAAUCAAAAAUUUACACCUUAAUGGCAGCACACUGACAUCCACCAAGUCAGACCUUCUCUCGGAUGAAUCCAGCAUCAGACCUGCCAGCCCAACUGAACCCCAAAGUCCAUUGAAAAGCUUGAGGACAGCCCACCAUCCAAGCCCUCCUAAGGUGCCACCCAACCCAAAAAAUGUGUCUCGCCUUAGAAGGGCACCUAGCCUCGGCAGAACCCGACCUACGCAUUCCCACAGUUCAGAUGAGCUUUGCCAUGCCACUUUGAGACACAAGAAAAAUCUGUCUGCUCCUUCAGAGCUCUGUCCCUUUUCAAAGCCUGAGCUGGUGUUGACACAGAGUUUCAACCUCCUGAAUUCAGAGGACUGGGAGAAGAAGAUCGAGGGUCUGAUGUUCCUGCGCUCUUUGGCUUACAACCAUGCCGACACACUUCAAGGCAGGCUCCAUGAAGUUUGUCUGUGUCUUAUUCAAGAGGUGAAGAACCUUCGCUCAGGCGUGUCCAGGGUGGCAGUGUGUACGCUUGGCGACCUGUACACACACCUGCAGAGACUGAUGGACCAAGAGCUGGAGGGGACAGUCAAAGCUUUGCUGCAGAAGGCUGGAGAGAGCAACUCUUUUAUUAGGCAGGAUGUCGAUGCAGCGCUGGACUGCAUGGUGCAGCACUGCACCCCGACUCGCGGCAUUGGUGCUUUACUCAGUGGGGGAAUCAGUCACCUUAACCCAGUGGUGAGAAAAUGCACCGCUUAUCAUCUGGCUAACCUGUUAGAGAAGGUUGGUGCCGCCCGUCUCUUAUCUGGAGGUAAAGACCUAACCGAAAGGAUUAUACCUGCCAUCGGCAAACUUUCACAAGACUCCUCCCAGGAGGCCAGGUACUUUGGUCGUCGGAUGCUGCUCUCUCUGUCAUCACACCCUGACUUUGACAAGAACCUGGAAAAGUAUAUUCCCAACAAAGACCUGCAAGCUGUCAGAGAAACUGUCCUGACUCUCAGAACAAAGGGUCUGGGCGAGAUGCUCCAAGAUUCUCAGUCAGCCAGAGGGAGACGCUCUUUGCCAGGCAGCGGUACGGUCAGGGCUUCAUCUCUUAACGGAGAGCAACUCAACCAGACCAACAGGGAGUCUAAUAGCAACUGUAAAAAUCAGACGCAGAGCAUUGCAGACAAAACUGAAUACAUAAAGCAGAUCUCAGGUCUGCUGGGUUCGAAGGACUUCCGAGAGCGGAUCAAAGGGAUUGAUCAGCUAGUGGCUGACUGCGAAAACAACCCCAGCAUCGUCAUCAAUUGUAUAUUUCCGGUGUUUGAUGCCUUUAAAGCCAGACUGCAAGAGUCCAACAGCAAGGUCAACCUUUAUGCCCUGGAGUCUCUGCCCAAAAUAAUCAGUUUGCUGAAGGACAGUCUGUCCCAAGUGGUUCACAUCCUGGUCCCAGCAGUUGUGGACAAUCACCUCAACUCCAAGAACAAUGCCGUCUACUAUGCUGCUAUUGACGCCAUGAAUGCACUUAUUUUGAAUCUUGAUAAUAUUCUUCUUCUUCAGCCUUUCUGCACCAAGGCCCAGUUUUUAAGCGGCAAAGCUAAGGUGGAUCUUAUCGAAAAGGUUGCAGGCCUUGUUACAGAGCUCUACCCCCGGAAGCCUCAGAUUGUGGAGCAGAAGGUUUUGCCCUUAUUGUGGCACCUGCUGGGUACGUCCACCCACAGCGGCAGCAUCCACGGCCGUGGCGGCAGCGUUCGGAGUGCUACGGCCAAGCUGUGCCAAGCCCUUCACACCCAGAUGGGAUCAAGCCUGAGCGAGUGUGCCGCCACCCAGCCUGCUAAUGUCCAGAAAGGUCUGAACGAGUUCUUAAAGACUUUAAAAUAAAGGAAAAAAGCAACAUCCACACAGCUUCAUAUACUGAAAGAGAGCAUCGAGGCUGAUCUUACUUGAAAAAAGGAAAUGUUCUACGUUUCUUAUAGUGCCUGCACUUUUAUAUCAAUAUAAACAAGUCCUCAAGGUCUUUGGUUGUUGUAGUUAUUUUAUCAGUGACAUUUACUCUGGUACAGAAAUGUUAACACAUUGACAUCAGGUCUUACUCACACUCAACCUGCUCUCUCUGCACUUUGAAAAGUAGCUUCUCGUCAAAGCUUUCCUCCAUUAUGUACUGUUGACACUAUUACAGAAUGUAAAACCGCACAAAAACAAGGUUAACAAGACAGGGACCCAAAGGUGUAUAUUUUUGAUGUUUUAACAGAGAUGAUGUGAUAUUUUUGAAACGCCAGGCAGAAGAUUUGUGACAUGAGAUUUAAAAGAAAAACAGAAAAAAAAGGAACAAUAUACUUUUGUACAGCUCAGUUGUGUAUUUGCACAGUGUUAGCUUAAUGUUUAAGUAUGGUAAAAAUUGGUUUUAAUUUAUCAAAUGUGUGAUGGUCUACAACUCAUGAUGUGCUGAGUUUGUACUCAUUUUCUUUGUUUGCAUGACCGAAUCUAAACAAAAAAGAAAAAAACAAUCAAAGCUGUAUAAUCUUUAUGUGAGGGUUUGUAUACACAGAAACCUAAAACAAGAUUGGAAAAGGGAGUUUUUACACCUGGAAUUGCCUGAGAAACAGGAAGAAGUCAGCUGUUUCAGUCUCCGUGUCGUGCCAGUCUUCAAGUAGCCUUUUAUCUCCAACGGUAAUUUAUAUAGAGCUGAUUUGUGAACUAAAAGAAAGAGAUAUAUGAAUAAACAGUUUUAUU
Cyprinodon variegatus (sheepshead minnow) is the source of this 5745-nucleotide messenger RNA. It is a transcript of the gene togaram1, whose product is annotated as family with sequence similarity 179 member B. Bases 382 to 4893 code for a protein of 1503 amino acids. Gene Ontology annotation, biological process: microtubule cytoskeleton organization. The transcript is spliced from 23 exons. The record is from RefSeq and is a predicted model, not a curated record. Gene Ontology annotation, cellular component: cilium; cytoplasmic microtubule. Gene Ontology annotation, molecular function: microtubule binding. NCBI's taxonomy places the organism in Eukaryota, Metazoa, Chordata, Actinopteri, Cyprinodontiformes, Cyprinodontidae.